AGUACCUCGUGAGGCAGUUGAUAAAAAAAAUAAUCAGAAUAGAACACCUUUUGUGGGUCACAGCGAAAUGUGUUUGAAAAUGCUCGGUCUUGUAAUUAACGUUAUUAAUAUUAGUUCAGCAAAAACGGUUUCUGAAAGUCAGUAUAACUUGAAGUGUCGAAUAGCGUGGUUACCGGUAAAAUGCCAAUCACAGCCAACUUUGCUACUUUACUGGUGAUUUUACUGAGCAGCCGAGUGCAAGCAGAGGAAUCCCGUAUCAUCAACGGAGAGGACGCCGAACUCGGGCAGUUCCCCUACCAGGCCAAGCUGUUAAUACAAACAGAACAAGGUCGUGCCCUGUGCGGUGGAAGCCUAAUAAGUGAGGAAUGGGUAUUAACUGCAGCACAUUGUGUGGAAGAUGCCAGAUCUGUAGAGGUAACGUUAGGUGCAGUUGAUUUGAACGACCAGGGAAAUGAUGGAAGAACUGUUAUGAACACAAAGAAAUAUAUUAUUCAUCCUGACUAUCAAGCGGCGUCAGCUUCGAAUGAUGUUGCCGUUGUGAAACUUCCAGAGAGCGUUCCCUACAGUGAUCGGAUUCAGCCGGUGAAGUUGCCCACUGGACACGAUGAUUACAAUAGACGCCUGGCCCUGGUCAGCGGAUGGGGAAAAACGAGGGACAGGGGCGGACCAGCUCAAAAGUUACAAUAUACUACCCUGACGGUUAUUCGAAACGACGAGUGUUCACUUUUCUACGGUCCCGGAACAAUUCAACCGACGACACUCUGCUGUCGCGGGGAAAAUCGACGAUCAACGUGCAAUGGAGAUUCUGGCGGACCGCUCGUUUUGAAGGAUGAUAAAACCCAGAUAGGAGUGGUCAGUUUUGGAAAUGUCAUUGGUUGCGAGAAAAUGUUCCCGAUGGGAUUCGCCAGACUGACGGAAUUCACGGAUUUCAUUAGAGAAACGACUGGGGUCGAAGCUAUGAGAGCACCCGUAAGGAACCAUGUCUCAAAUUUUCUGUUACUAAUCAUGCCGAACAGGAACUAG
This is a messenger RNA of Topomyia yanbarensis, 1023 nucleotides long. RefSeq names its product collagenase-like. Gene Ontology annotation, biological process: proteolysis. Gene Ontology annotation, molecular function: serine-type endopeptidase activity. The record is from RefSeq and is a predicted model, not a curated record. The transcript has a single exon. The coding region runs from base 181 to 1023 and encodes 280 amino acids. Lineage: Eukaryota; Metazoa; Arthropoda; Insecta; Diptera; Culicidae.